Messenger RNA from Triticum turgidum subsp. durum (durum wheat), 1176 nucleotides. The record is from the annotation of a GenBank genome assembly. Lineage: Eukaryota; Viridiplantae; Streptophyta; Magnoliopsida; Poales; Poaceae.
AUGCUGGAAAUUUACAGUAGUUCCUUUGGAAGCAAUAGCAUAAAAUUAUUGAAUUUCUACCUUUCAUUGCAUUGUCCAGAUUCCGUGGCAUCUGUAAAGCCAUCUCGUCUUCUGCCCACGGUGGAACCAAAAACAUUUCCCAAUAGUGUCCCUGAUGAGAUACUAUCGAAACUCAGAUUGGAAGAAUCUGAUGCCUUUUACAUACUAGAGCUGUGCACAAGUAGAGAACUUAGUUCCUCUUUGCUAGAUAAGAACUCAGCGAUCUUAAUCUGCUUAAUUGAUGUCGAUGGUGACUCCUUGUUACAAAGAGUACCAGCAAUCUAUGGUGACCAACCUUCACAUGGCACCAAGGCAUCACAAUUCCUCCCCUUUCAAAGUGGUUCAGUUGAUAUCAUCACCUUUAAAGGUCCCAAAUUGCAGACAAUCAAAGAAAUCUGGAUCGGCCUUGAAUCAGGUUCAUGGAGAUUAGAUGGUUUAAGUUUGAAAGUGAUCCAUGGAGCACGGAAUACACCUGAAGAUCUUGAGGGAACACUUGGGCUCAAGUUCAGCGGUUUACAGUACACGUUCGACAAGCUCGGUGCGCUGCUUGGUGAGGAUGGAGCUUCAGUAGUGGAAGCAAGGCCAAUUGCUGUGACUGACUUCUCAGGAAUUAGCAUUUCUGAUCUUCAAGAGGGGCAGUUAUCCUCAGCAAGGACAGACUCGAGCAUUAAGGAAUUGAAGGAAGAUGGACUGAGAGAGUAUGCUGAUCUCAAGCAAUCCUUGCUGCUUUACGACAUAUCUAUUGUUAUAACAGGUUUCUCUGCCUUCACUCUGGCUUCGAAUGAUGGAGCCGCCUACUCAUUCCUCGUCGGCGGGAUUGGAGGGUUCCUGUAUCUAUUGCUGCUCCAAAGAUCUGUGGACGGGUUACCGGCAAUUAGUUCUCCUUCAGAAGCGAGCAGUUCAGAGCCCAGUAUGAACUUCAGCGGCGUAAGAAGGCCAUGGUUGAUAUUGUCGAUUGUAAUGGUUGCUGGGGCUGUUGCACUGAAGUACGGUGCUGGUGGUGACAGCUUCGAGCUGACUCCGACUGAGCUAUUUGUUGGCGCCGCAGGGUUCUUGGCGAACAAGGUUGCUGUUCUUCUGGCAGCAUUCAAACCCUUGCAAAGUAAUUUGGAGAGCGACGAUAGAUCUGUGGACUGA